UACCAUUAAUACGUAGUUGUCGCACCACAUCAAUGGAGGUGUCAACAACGAGGGCUUAUAUGAAACCAUAAGAUAUAUAAGAUAAUGGACCGUCUGUACGGAGUGGAGGGGAUGAAGGAGACGGACAGUCAUGUGUACUGUACCCAGGACCUGCUCGGGAGGGGUGCCACGGGCGAUGUAUAUAAAGGGAUCAACAAGACAACAGGCGAAGUGGUAGCCCUGAAGAUGUUUGAGAUCAAGUUUACUUCACAUAUACAGAGGGAGGUAGAGGCUCUGGUAAAACUUCAACACCCAAACAUUGUCCGAUUCUCCCACUGUGAAAAAGAUAGCUUGACGAAGAGGAAUGUGCUGGUCAUGGAACUCUGUGAGAAAGGUAGUUUACUGGAUCUCCUCAAGGAACCAGAAAAUGGCUUCGGUAUGGAUGAGGAAGAGUUUCUCAGGGUCUUCGAGCAUUUAGUAAAUGGUACAAAACAUUUGAGGAACCAAGGUUUUUCUCAUCGAGACAUCAAACCUGGGAAUGUCCUUAUCUUUACAGAUGAUGACGGCAGCAAUGUGUACAAGCUGUCCGACUUUGGUACAGCUAAACCUCUGGGAGACAAAGACUGUUUCAUGUCCCUGGUCGGCACAGAAGAGUAUUUGCAUCCUGACAUAUACAAGGCAGCGUUUAUAGACAACCGUAACUGUCAGGGUUUUGACAUCUCAGCAGACAUGUGGAGCCUCGGAGUGACUUUAUAUCACGCUGCCACAGGACAGGUACCAUUCCAUGCAUACGGUGGUCGCUUUGACAAGGCCAAAACGUAUGAGAUUCUCUCGAACAAAGCAAAAGGUGUGAUAUCAGGCGAGCAACUGGUUAGUGGGGGCCCUAUAGUGUGGAGCAGGGAUCUUCCAAACACUUGCAAGCUCUCCAGGCCCCUGAGGGACCGUACCAGGGACAUUCUCGUCCGCAUGUUCGACAGUGCUAAAGAUACCUCCUGGGGAUUUGACGAUUUCUUUGAUGCAGCAGACACACUCAUUGACCCAAGCGUCCACCAGCUGCAUAUUUUCUCCUCCCUCAACGGUCAGCACUACCGACUUUUUCUGGACAGGGACUCUAGGUACAAAAACCUGUCAGAGGAUAUAAAACGGAUCACAGGCCUGGCUGUAGAUGAACAGGUCACGCUGUGUGAGAAUGGAGAUAUUGUGGGAACACUAAUGCAGGAUACCCCUAUCUACCGGUACCCACAUACCUCCAGAGCAGACCCACUUGUCCUUAUGCCAACAAAGACAGCUGGAAAUGGACCACCGCUGUUUAAAAUUGAAGGCUUUGAUAAAGUCAUUGACAAGCCCUGUGCUGGGUUUCCCACUGUGGUCAAUACUGACCAUGACUAUAGGCUGGCCAAGAAGAUGUGUGAGGUCAUUCAUCUGUCCAGGAAGAUGGUGCGCUCAGCUGUGCUCUCACAGAAACUCCUCACCAGGACCAUCGCUAGGCAUGGUUCAAUGUUUGAUCAGAAGAUUCGCCAGCACCGACGGGAUUUCGACUUUAUCUGGGAGAGAUUUGAUGAUGUGUCCUGCUUCACUACAGAUGAGAUGAAAAAGCAUGCACAAGGCUUUGCAUGUGUAUCUAAAGACGGUGAAGUCAUCGAUGAUAACUUUGACAAUAUCCGAGACAAGCUUCAGACGUGUGGUAAGAGGCUGAAGAAUGUCCGUGAUGAGUACGACGCUGCUAAGGAGGCCUGGAACAUCUCCGACAGCACUGUCCUACAAAACCAGCGCUGGGAGGGAAAGGCAGACCGAAUAGUUGAACUGAGCAAGGCGCGUCUCCAAAAGUUCAGGGAUUACAGAUGUAAGAACAGACUGUCGUACCACGAACAGAAAUUGUUUGCUUUUGACAGGAAGGCUAUGGAGGAUCUCAACAAGAAAGCUCUUCAUGGAUUUGAGGACUGUCGGCAAAGCCUAGCAGAAACACAUCUGAAGUUCAUCGUAUGGCACAGACAUUACACAGGAUUUUCAAAGAGUAUCAAAGAUCUUGGAGGAAAUUUAGAAGAUUUGCGGUCGUCGAUUGGGGAUCUUGUGAAAAUUCUACAGGGAGUACCUGAAACAUUACCCGCUCCCCAGAAACCCGCAUCACUGAUCAGGAAAUCACUAGCACAGGACAUGAAGUUUGGUGUUGAUGGUUUUGGGAAGGAAUUAACAGAGCAUCAGUCUCUGGUAGAACAGACACGUGAACAGAUUACGAGCAUGUCGGAGCUUCUAAAGGACAUGCAUGAUGAUCUUCCGGCGAUCAUAGACUCCAACAUGACCAACACGUGAUCACCAAGGAACUUUUACACAGAUAUAAUGUAUUGCCUAAGAUAAGAUGGGGUUGGGCAUCACGACCCUAUAACAUGACGACGACGAGGAUGGCAUCACAAGAAUAUAUUAAAAACCAAGGACCAUUCGGCAGUCACGUGACGUUAGGACGCUACGUGUGGACUUGAAUUGAUAACGAUAGCUAUUAUGUAAACAUUUCGACCAUCUUUUAGAAUUAUGUAUGAUACAGGACCUAGUGCACUUUGGCUACAGAACAUUUAGAGCAAUAUAUAUAUAUAUGAGCAACAUAUAGAGCAUAUAUCAAUUAUUUUUAUGUUUCCCUUUUCCAGUGUUAUAAAACUGAUAUGCAGGAAAUCUGUUGCUUUUUGCCAUUAUCCACUAUUAUAACAUUUAUUUAACAGUAUUUUGCCUGUCAUAUUGUUGACAUUCCUUAUAUCUGAUCAUUCAAAUGGCUUCUUUUCUGAAAUAUACAAUGGUUGGAGUAUGACAAAGUGAAGUAUGUUCAAUAAGUAAUCAGUAAUGCAAUAAGUAUCGAAAAUAUCGAAAUGAUUGAUCUGAUAAAUAUGAUACUAAAAAUUAUAAUUGACGUAUCUAGUCGUGAUUUCCUCCGUUUUCCCCCUAGACUGUCUUAUUGUGUGCUGGCUAACUAAACGUUUAAUGAGAAGUCGUUAUAUGUAUUUUAGAGUACAGGUUUACCAAUAGAGCUGUAGAAAGAUCCAGAUUUUUGCCUCUGUACUUGUCAAAAGAAUGAGACUAAGUAAUCAUUUUGAUUCAUAUAAAGUUUAUAAAUGACACUGUAUUGAAUACUUUCAAAAUACGUAUUGUAUUGGACAGAGGAUAAGACGUGAACGCUCAACGAGAAGAUAUAGGAGGAGGCCUCGUGCGUUAUUUGAGGGGCGCACCGAACUCUCUUAUUCAUUAAAAAGGUGCCGAGACCAAUAAAAGCAGUUUUAAAUUAAAACCAACACAUAUUUGACCAAACAUGAGAUAAUGUGUGAUAUGAGGUCAAUGAAAUUAUUGCGGUUCAUUGCAACAGAGGAGCCUUUUUGUGUCUUCUUUAAAUACAUGAUAAAAUUCGGUUACUCGAACACUGUUCAAUUUUGAUAAUUCAUGAAGGAAAGAAUAUUGGUUGCCCAAAUAGUUAUACCACAUCUAAAGAUGUUGUUAUUGAUGCUCCCCAACCAAUGUGUGUGUUGAGUGGAUUAAUAUUGUCCUAGACCGAUGUGUGCUCCCCAGCCAAUGUGUGUGUUGAGUGGAUUAAUAUUAUCCUAGACCGAUGUGUGCUCCCCAGCCAAUGUGUGUGUUGAGUGGAUUAAUAUUAUCCUAGACCGAUGUGAGAUAGUAAAAGCCAUUUUGACUGGGACAUGAUUACUAUUUUAUUUUGAUAACUGUCGAGUUUAUUACAUUAUGUAACGUUAACUUUAUACAAUUAUGUUAUAAGUCAACUGAUGCUAUACCUUUUUUGUAUUUAUAACACAACCCUAUGUCAAGUACCACAGCAAUGAAUAUUUCAAUUUCUUCUCAAGUUGGACUUGAUGAACAACCAAUGCCCAUGGCAUUGACCACAUGCCCUGUGCCUUUUUUUUCUUAUUUCACGAUGUUUAGCCAGAAUUGUACUGACGCAACAGUUGAUAUUUUAAAGCAACACCUUUACUGUAUUUUUGUGACAAAGGUGUUGUAUUAAGAAUGAUUUGUUUUAACAUGAUCCACGACAACAGAUAUUCAAUAACGGACGAUGAUUUGACAUGAGUACACGUAGAUGUGCGUCAGCUAAAUGUCUAUUGCCUAAUUAUAAGCUUACAAACGAUCCUAAUAUUACCUAACGAGUUUAAUUGAACUAUGAGGACUGUAUAGUGCUUUGGUCAAUCUUAUUGAGUGAUAAGCUGACAUCAACUGUUUUGCCUCAAGCUCAGCUUCAUUUAUCUCCCCAUGAUAUCGCUCAAAGCAGGAUUUAAACCUCAAAUUAACAAUUAUAUAUGCAUUUCAAGAAAGGAGACAUGAAGUACCAAUGAUGUAAUGAAGUUGUGGGCCCUUCUUCAGGAAGCCAGGUUCUUUUAUUAGUAUACUUCUACAAUAUGUUAAUCUGAAGGAAAGGUUACUCGUUUAAGUGUACUAAUAAUGAAAAUAUUUCUGCACAGAGUAUCUAUUUCGUAUUUACAAAUACAGAUAGUGACAUGUCCACAAUAUAAUAUUUACUGACCAACUUAAAGCGCUUCUACUGAAUUUGCUGUGCAGUUUCCCGACGUAGAAAUUGUCUUUUGAGAACAUAUGCUGAUAUUUUUGAGCAUUCGCAGUGACAGCCUAAAGGAUGGAUAUUAUUGCGGAAACAGCAUAUCCGUCUUCUUUGUAUGUAUUUUUUUUAUUUAUUUGAUUUUUAGUACUCCAUGAAUCAUUCCUAUAACCUUGACUGGGGCCAAUUAUCUUUAGUGUCAAAUGUGAUUUGUACAGUCUCCUUUACAUGAGAAAUAAAAUAUUAAUUAAUAAAAUCA
This is a messenger RNA of Mizuhopecten yessoensis (Yesso scallop), 4778 nucleotides long. Its product is annotated as inhibitor of nuclear factor kappa-B kinase subunit epsilon-like. Bases 85 to 2289 code for a protein of 734 amino acids. Lineage: Eukaryota; Metazoa; Mollusca; Bivalvia; Pectinida; Pectinidae. The record is from RefSeq and is a predicted model, not a curated record. Gene Ontology annotation, cellular component: cytoplasm. Gene Ontology annotation, biological process: peptidyl-serine phosphorylation. The transcript is spliced from 18 exons. Gene Ontology annotation, molecular function: ATP binding; protein serine/threonine kinase activity.